AUGGAGGAGACCAUCCCAACAGACCUCUCUCUAACAGACAUGAAUACAACAUAUCCAGAACCUGAAGAGUACAAAUACUUUUGGUGUGAACAUCCAAGAAAUGUCAUCCUUAUAAUUGUCUGUGUCUGCACUUGCAUCUGUGUGUGUGGGCUUGUGGGGAAUGCGGCGGUCCUGUGGCUCCUGGGCUUCUGCAUGAAGCGGAAUCCCUUCACCGUCUAUGUCCUGAACCUGGCCGUCGCUGACUGCUCUCUGCUCCUGAUCCUGCUUGCAAAAUUUACACUCUACUUUAUUGCAUGGGUCUAUUGUAUUGACUAUAUGGUGUUUGAUUUAGCUAAUGUUAUCCUGUUCAUUAUGUUCCUGUUUUGUUAUGUGGCUGGCAUGUAUCUGCUGACAGCCAUGAGCGUGGAGCGCUGCCUGGCUGCUUUGUUCCCAGUUUGGUACCGGUGCCACCGUUCAAAGCACUGCUCAGCAAUCAUGUGUGGGCUGCUCUGGACCCUAGCUGCUCUUUUUGUUAUUUUGCUGUUUCUUGCUUGUCCUUUCAGGAUAGACUGUUACCAAGCCCAAACAGUUUUAAGCAUUGUGAAUAUUGCCCUGUUUGCUUACAUCCCACUGCUUUCCAACCUGGUCCUGUUCAUCAAACUCCGAGGUGGCUCCCAGAGACGACACCCAGGCAAACUCUAUGUUGCUGUCCUGCUCAGUGUUCUCUUUCUGGUUGUCUUAGGGAUUCCUUUCAGUGUGGAGAUUUUAGUUUCUUUUUAUUAUCCACAACGAUUUUAUAUAUCUUUUCUGCUGGCCUCACUGAACAGCUCCAUCAAUCCUGUCAUUUAUUUCCUGGUGGGGAGCUGCCAGCACUGUCGGAUCCAAUGCUCCAUCAAAGUUGCUUUCCAAAGACUGUUUGAAGAGGGAGCCACAAGUGAGGAGAGGAGCCAGGUGUCUGGGGAUGCUGUGAUGGAGACCAGCGUCUGA
Molecule: messenger RNA, 966 nt
Organism: Dryobates pubescens (Downy woodpecker)
Lineage: Eukaryota; Metazoa; Chordata; Aves; Piciformes; Picidae
Product: proto-oncogene Mas-like
Exons: 1
Coding region: 1-966 (321 amino acids)
Biological process (GO): G protein-coupled receptor signaling pathway
Cellular component (GO): membrane
Molecular function (GO): G protein-coupled receptor activity
Source: RefSeq, a predicted model, not a curated record